CUGGAGAUCUGCAAUCUCUCACUCUACCACUGAGCUAUGACCCCCUCGAAAGCAUAUAUAAUGAAAGAAAUAUAAAUAGAUAACAGUUUAAGACUUUUUUGGUAACGAAACUCCCCCAUUUUCUCGUUACCGCGCUUCUAGCAUUUACGUACGUUUACGUACUAUCCUCACCCAACAUGGAUCCUUUGGUACAGUUGCGCGAAUGCAUAUCCAAAAAUGGUACAAUUGUGCUUCUAUCAUCUGAAAAUCCUACUUCAAAAGUGUCUGCUUUGCAAGAUGCUCAUUUUGUACAAUUUGGAUCAAAUACACCCAUGAACUUGUCCCUUCCGACGCGUUUCAUUCGCACAGAAAACAAAGAGGCAUUUCCUCUACAAGCAGUUGUUUUUGCUUGGCUGCAAAAAGAAAAAAGUAUCGCUGAUUACAUUCAACAGUGUUCCGAACUAGGCAUUAAGAACCUUACCUUUUUGGAACGGACUGACUUGAUCAGUUGGCUGGAAGGAGCCGCUGAAAGCGAACAUAUUGUCUCAUCAGAAGACGAUAAAAAUAGUGCUACGAAUGAAGUCGCAAAUACCGACGUCGCAGCAUUAAAAAGACAGGCCACUGGACAAGCUGUAGCAGAAGGGGCUUCCUGGUUGAAAAAACAUUCCCGAACAGUAGCAGAUCAUAAUUCGAUUUUGCAUGGAACGAAACCAACAAACUUUUUAUCUCUUAGAAAAGAUGUUCUUGAGUACUUGAACAGCAACAAGCUUUCAGCUAUAUCGGCUGGCGGUCGUGAUGCAAACACUCACCGUCCCGAAAAGCCGUCUAGAAAGAAUUGUGACCCAAUUAUUCUGCUAUCUCCUUCAGCGUCAUCGUUGCUUACGAUGCAAAAUGUUAAACGAUUUCUGGAAGAUGGUGUCUUUGUCCCGCCUGCAGAAGCUUCCAAACUUGUUGGAGGUGGCCGUGGUCCCGAACUAAUCGCUCUUUCACACAAAAGCUCCCGUGCGGAAUUUGGCACGAUGCGUUUCAUCGUUGUCGAAGGCGUUGAAAAGUUCAAGCCAGAUUAUUGGGACCGUGUGGUGUGUGUCUUCACCACGGGUCAGGCAUGGCAAUUUAAAGACUACAAGUGGUCGGAGCCUCACCAACUGUUUCACCAUGUGAAGGGCUUCCUUGUUCAGUACGUAGGUGACCCACCUCAUCCUGCAACUCGUGAUUGGAAUGUUGAAGGCAUCUCCGUCGAACGCCUUCGUCGUCACACAGAUCGUGAAGUUGUAAGUCAGCUCUGGGAUAAACUUGAACGAUGGAUGGAAACUCGGUGGCCGCUCUGGCACAACCGUCGUUAAAGUGAUUUUGUAGAAUGAAAAAAACAUUUACGAAUUUGCCCAUGUUUCCUCUUUGGCGCAUUCUCACAUCACGACUUGGGAUUCCAUACCUUACACCUACGUUUCACCAUAAAGCUGCAUGUGCAAUUCCUCUCAAUUGUCCAUAGCUUCUAUAUACACAUAAAGAAUGAAUGAUAUUUACCAACCUACCGAAACAAACCCAAACAUUAAAAUCCAUGUAUUCUUCUU
Molecule: messenger RNA, 1550 nt
Organism: Schizosaccharomyces japonicus yFS275
Lineage: Eukaryota; Fungi; Ascomycota; Schizosaccharomycetes; Schizosaccharomycetales; Schizosaccharomycetaceae
Product: Cdc73 family RNA polymerase II accessory factor
Exons: 4
Coding region: 177-1322 (381 amino acids)
Biological process (GO): transcription elongation by RNA polymerase II
Cellular component (GO): Cdc73/Paf1 complex; nucleus
Source: RefSeq, a predicted model, not a curated record